Osmia bicornis bicornis is the source of this 958-nucleotide messenger RNA. RefSeq names its product MRG/MORF4L-binding protein (gene MrgBP). Gene Ontology annotation, biological process: regulation of transcription by RNA polymerase II. The transcript is spliced from 4 exons. NCBI's taxonomy places the organism in Eukaryota, Metazoa, Arthropoda, Insecta, Hymenoptera, Megachilidae. Gene Ontology annotation, cellular component: NuA4 histone acetyltransferase complex; nucleus. The coding region runs from base 6 to 749 and encodes 247 amino acids. The record is from RefSeq and is a predicted model, not a curated record.
UAAUAAUGGCAGUUAAAGAAAAACAAACAGAAACUUCUGCCGAUGAAAUAGAAUGGAAUGUCGAAAAUGAAAUUCAAUUGUUCUUUGCUAUGAAUGGACAUAAACCUGUUGGAAUAAAUAAAUAUUUCCACAUGAUCUGUAUAUGGGAAAAAUUUCGUGCUGCUAUUCAUAAGGAUGUAUCACUAAAAUCUAUUUGGGAACAUUUAGAAUCAAUGUAUGAUUUGAUGGCUCUGGAUGAUAUGGAAGAUUUACCAUUUCCUAGUCAAGAAACAGACUUUUCUUUACCAGAACAAGACUUUUUGGGACCACUUAAAUCUAGAAAGAGAGAGGAACCAGAAGUAAAAUUAAAAGAGCAAAGAGACAAAUAUAAAGAGAUUAAAAAAGAGAAAGAUGUUAAAGAUCUUAUGAAAAAGGAUAUUGUUCUUCGUGAUCUUAAAGGAAGCAAAGAUAUUGAUAAAAAAAAAGAAGAAUUUAAAAAGUAUGUGAAGGAUAUGGAAAUGAAAAAAGAUAAACUUAGAGACAUUAAAGAUGUUAGGAAAGAUUAUAAAUCUUCUAAAGGAAGAUCAAAAGGAAAAGAUGAUCUUGAAGAAGCAGCAUCAAAUGGAAAAAAGGAACGUAAGGAUUCUGAUUCGGGUCGAGAAAGCUUAAAGAGGGGUCCGAAACGACCAACUAGGCAGAGUAUGGAUAACUCGUCCAAAGCAUCUUCAAGUCCACGCGAUACACCUCCACCAAAACGUAGAAGGAUAUAACAAUUUCUUUAAAGUUCAAGUUAUUUGUAUUUUAUACUAUGAACAAACAUAAUUCACAUUUUAAAGUAUAAACAAAGUGCAGACUGUGUACUUCUUUCACACAAAGGUAUAUGAAAGAUUAUACUCAUUUUAUAAAAAACUUAGCAUUAAAUCAUUGUAAAUAUCACGCUAUGUAAUGAAGUUAAGAAGUUAAACAUAUUAUGAAACAA